Molecule: messenger RNA, 5453 nt
Organism: Leptidea sinapis
Lineage: Eukaryota; Metazoa; Arthropoda; Insecta; Lepidoptera; Pieridae
Product: microtubule-associated protein futsch-like
Exons: 20
Coding region: 314-4744 (1476 amino acids)
Source: RefSeq, a predicted model, not a curated record
ACCUGCGCUUCUGACAGAUGUUAGAGAGAUUUCCUUUACAAAAUAAAUAAUUUUAUUUUUACACUUUACAAAAUAAAUAAUAGAAUAAAUAUUAUAGCUUUUAAAAUUUAAAAUCAAUUAUUCUAAUAACUUACUUAACAACUUGUUUGUAUAAAUACGGAUUAUUACGAAAUAAAUUAAAGUUAAUGUUUUCAUUGGAAUCAUGAUCAUAGUGGUUUAGUAAAUUCAUUAUAAUACUAUUUGAUUAACCGUUCCUGAUGCAACAAAUACUUGGCAUGUAUAGUGUGAUCAUUAAUUGUAAUUCUGAAAAGACAUGGAACCACUUACAGAAACAUCAAAGCUACUUCAUGAUACCAAAACAAUGGUAUCACCAUCGCCUUCAAGCAGUAAAGAUCCCAAAAUUGAAUUAAAACUAAUUCCAUCAAUGAUGCCUUCACCUAAGGGAGUGGAGAAUGCUAAAAAACGUCUCAGAGCAUUUUCCAUUCAGAAGAAGUCACCAUUAACACCAAUUACAGCUCCAAAGCCAAGUGGGUCUGGAAAUACAGUGGUGUUGAUAGGUAAACUGAACAGUGUGAAAGUCACACCUAAGGCUGAUGAACAGGAAACAAAACCAAAAAUACCUAAACCCCCCAAGCCUGGAACAGUUAGGAAGUCCUUGCAAGAGACAUAUGGGGAACUACAAAGAAAGACAUUGGCGGAGAUAGAAGAUAUGAAACGUAAAAUGGAGUUGGUUGAUCUUGGUAUUCCUUUAGGUUUGAUAUGUCCUACACCAACGAGUGAAACUGCAAUGCCUACUAAGGCGAUGCCUCCAAUUAAGUCUUUCAUAGACCCCGCCAAAGUUGACGAAAUCAUUCGUGAAGCCAAAAAGGCGAAAAUAGAAGGCAGAGAAUUUAAGUUUGACUAUCACAAACUCCUGCCUAGCUACGACAAUCCAUUUCAGCGUAGGAAAGAAGAAGAUAAGGAAAGAGCGCCAAAAGAAGAGCGCAAGGGUGAAGGCAAAGACUAUCGUAAGAGCGACAAAUACAGCUAUAAACGUUACUCUGAUUACAAGUCGAGGGAGGAUAAGUAUCACAGGGAAAAAGAAAAGAGUAGAGAUAGAGAUAGAACUAAAGAUAGAGAAAAAGAAAAAAAAUCAAAGGGCUCAAAUGAAAAAUCGGGACAGGAAAAAGAAACCAACGUAAACUUAAACGAUUACUUGGUAUGUGACAGUUGGUCAUUAGAUAAUGAUGAUAAAAUGUGUUUGGCUAGCCCAAGAGUCGACGACAAGGAAGAUCCACAAAGCUCAUCAGUCCAGAUGGCCCCUUUAAAAUAUCCGACUGAAAUAAAAUCCAGAAGUAUAGAAAUAAAGAAUGAAAUAUUGAAGAAAGUCAAGUCGGAUAAGGAAGUUAAGGCCAAGAAAUUACAACCUGUGAUGGACUCAUUUAAAUAUGAAAUAGAUGAUAAUGAUGACGCAUUAGAUAUGUUUGACGAUGAUUUGAAUUACUCAAAAGUAAAAACAAGAAAAUUGGCUUCUUACAACUCGCCGGUUACAAAAAUACUCGAGGUAGAUGAUAGUGUUUCAAGAGAUAAUUCCUUCGAAGGUGUUAAUGACGACACAUUCUUAGAAUCUGUCAUAAAUGAGAUUAAGGGUGAAGCCAUGAGUGAUGACGAAAGUCAAGAUAAAGGACUUGUAGAAUAUGAAAUAUCACCGCUUAAAGAUGAUGAUGAUAGCUCGAGAAAAUCAGCGACCCCUGAAAUGAAAUCUCGGAGCGAAGACUACUCAGAUGGCUACAGAUCAAGUGAGAGUGGAUAUAAAACGAGUGAUACCAUUGAGAGUGGGUACAAAUCUAGUUCUAACUUUAGGUUGUCCAUUGAAAAGGAAUUAGACGAUGCUUUGAAUGCUAGUAAGAUGUCCAAAGCCACGCUUGAUUCACUCGAAACAUGGACGUUUGUUUUAAAGAUAUGUCAGCCGUUACUUUUCAGGCAUGACAAGAACAGGUGUUAUAUGGAGACCAGAACUCAACCUAAGCUGUGGUAUACCAUAAGCCCGAAACAUUGUCCCUGUGUGAAGGACCGCAGUGUGGUGUAUGAGGAGUUGGAGACGUGCAAGAUGAGCCUCGUGGACAGAGUGUAUGGCUGUGACCAGAUAGCAGAGGAGGCGUCACCGAAGUGCCGCAACUGGUAUCCGCCUCGCAAGUUGUGUCUGUCGGAGAACAGCCUGGUGCAGACGUCCAUCGAGUGGGAGGCAGACGACAGUCAGCAGUGGGAAGAUCGGCCGCCACCUCCUGAAGUGACGCUCGACAGGGAGUACCAGAAAUUCAUGGAAGCUGUUUGGCCUGAGGCAAUGGACACAAAGAAGGAAUCGUCUAGAAGUACAACGCCGGUGAAGGAGAACAGGAAGAAGAAGAAGACCGAAGGUGAUGAGAAAGAGAAGAAGAAUAAGAAGAUGAAGCUGAGCAGCGAAGGCUGGAGCCAGGAGUCAGAGCCUGAGGAAGUUGAGAAGAGUAAAAAAGAGAAGCAGAAAGAAAAGAAACCAAGGAAGAGGAAGCCUUCAACGUCGCUGUCGUCGUCCUCUUCGAGCUCUGAAGAUGACGCUAGAAAAAAGAAGGCGCUCAAGAAAAAGGCCAUGAAAAAAGUAAAAUCAAAAUCAGCAAAGCGCCGACGUAUGGGUAAGAAAAUGCUGAAGAAACUGAAGGAAAAAAAGAAGAAAAAGAAGAGAGCAAGAGAAGUGUCAGAAGAUGAAUCAGACAGUGAUAGAAUAGCAAAAAAAUCUAAGAAAAAGUUGCUAGAGAAGUCUAAAAAGAAAGGGAAGAAGAAAGCAAAAGUGGAAUCUAGCAGUUCAGAUACUAGCAGUAGUUCUGACUCAGAUGACAAGAGAACCAAGAAAGCGAAAAAGAAGCAAGAAUCGAGGAAGAAGAGAAGGAAGUCGUCGUCGGAAAGCGAAGAGUUAUUCGACGUCAAUAUAUUGAAGAAUAUAAAGACGGAGCGAAUUACGGACGACGAAGCCAAUAAUCUUUUAGAGUUUUCCCCGCGGCGACAGAAGCCGAGAGAAAUCAUUAACGUGAAGGAAUUACAAAAUGAUUUCGUAGGGUAUAAUAUUCACAUAAAGACGGAAGAGAAAGAGAGAGAAUGUGUUGUUGAAGAAAUUGAAGAAAGGGAGCGACCGCAUGAAGUAUUGGAGAAAAGAAAGACUGGCGACAUAGAUCGAGUGGACGAGAGUAAGAAGACGGUUGAAGAUACGAAGAUUAGGGCCACAGAAGUAACAAUGGAUGACACCUCACAGUGUUCCCAGGACUCUGUCUUCAGUGUUAAGGAGGGGUCGGUAUGCAGUAGCUUUGAGCAGGGUGAACGAGGUGCCUCACUUCCAGUUCCAGUCACAGCAGAACCUGUUGCUAUCACAACGUCAAAACCCCAUGCUUAUACAGCCGAGCCAACUAAAGUAACCAGCUCGCCAAUUGAAGCUACAUCGAAGACAAAGCCAAGUUUGAAAGAAAAUGAACUUCGUGUAUCCCCAGUGACGGUUGAGCAUGUACACGAUCCCGGCAGAAAAUCGAGUGGAUCUAUCGUGACACCAAAACUAAGUCCGGUCAUUAUCACAGAUCCUGCAAUGAUACCCAUACCACCAGAUGCUCCAGUUGCAAUAAAAGCAGAUCGGGCUGAAGAUAUUAAAAAAAAUACCGUUACAGCAACAAUCAAACCAGUCGAACCUCCAUCUAUGUUAAACUUUAGCACGGUUGUGACAAUACCUAGUACAGAAAUGACAAAACAAGCCGAGGCCAUACCAAGAAUUGUUCCAUCUGGUGCUAAAGCUAUUACAUCUCUAGUAGCUACGAACACGAGGCGCACACUCCCGGAGUCUACUGAGGCCACAGACGAGUGCGAGUACUGGGCAGACAACUAUGACAUGUGUGAACAGAUGGCCAUGGAGUACCAGAGCGACGUGGCUGACAGGUUGCAGUUGUCAGGCGGGGCUGCGGAGAGCGGAGGCGGCGAGGCGGUGUCCCGCAUCGAGACGGUGGUGCGUGCUCGCUGCGGGGAGAUCAAGUGUGACUGGCGGGCAGACACCGCGCCCGCCGCGUGCGCACCGCACCGGCCCUCCCGCUGGGGUUUGAAGCCGGGUCAGGUGAACAUCGUGCUGACAGGCGGCGAGCAGUUCCCGGCCGACAAGCAGCCCGUCUACCGCAUCCAGAGCCUCGCCAACCGCUCCGACAACGCCAUCGGGUACGAUGAGGCGUAUAUGGACACGUACGGCGCUUCCGACCGCCUACAGUACGGGUGCUUCGCCCUCGACACGGCCUCCCCUCCCGCAGAGCACCACGCGGAGCCUCCCUCAGCCGCGGAGCCCGUGCCCGUACCGCCUCCUCCCCCGAGCACUCAGGAGGCGGGGCCGAGGAUCAGCUCGCUCGACACGAGGAUUGAUAAGGCGCUCCGAGAGACUCUCCUGGGCGAGGUGACCAAAGAGUUGGAGACGGAGGCUGACAAAGACACGCCGGAAAAGGGCAUCCUAGUAUAUGAGCCGCGAGCCGUUUACAAGCGAGUCAGCUUCGCGGACGGGUACAAGCCGGGUCAGGACUCCGACACUGAGCAGCCGCCGCUCAAGAAGCGCAAGCGGUCCCGACGCGGCUGUUCGUGGCCGUGUCCCGCGUCUCACCCCGACCACGUGCCGCUGUGGGACGCGCUCCCGCCGCCGCUGCCGCCGCCAGGGGACCCGCCCACCACGCCUCACAUGCCUUUCUACAAACCUGGUGCAGGCAUUCUCGUGUAGCUAGGGGGUGGGAUUCGCGCCGCCCCGGCCUCCUCCGGGAGUUGAUGGCGCUGCGCAAGACCACCAUCUAAAUAUUUAGUGAUCAAAAUACACGUCUCCUCCUCCUCGCCUCGUUUUCCUUUUUACUGAGGUCGUGCCUCCCCCGCUGCAUCAGUUUCUCUCGUAUGAUUCCCCUCCAUCUGCUGCGAUCCUUAGCCUUAUGAAAAUACACGUCUACGAUUGCUCUAAAAAUACCUUUAUAGAAAAGAAACGCUUUUUAAAAAGGAUUCCAUUUCUCUAGGAUUGCAAACCCAAUUUGGCUUAGUUUUUUUUUUAUAAUAAGAUAAGGAAAAGUUAAUCUUUGAUGUUAUUUCAUGGCAACAGGUUUUUAUUUUUACUCUAUGAAGUAGCAUAAGUUUACCGAGAAAAUAAGUAUUAUAAGAUUGAGAAAUUAAACUUUAUUUAUAUCAAUACAGUAUUUUUCAAUUACAGUUCUUUCAAUUAAAGAAUAUUUAAUAGUAUCAUUUUAAAUAUUUUAUAAAAAUUAUACACAACCUGAGUCACUCAUAAAAAUUAAAUAAAUAUACCAUAGAUUGCAGUAAUGACAUAAUAUCGAAUUCAACAAUAAUUAUUAUAUCUUAUUAAAUGUACCUAUGACUCAAUAACUUUAAAAAUUGUAAAUAUAAUAAGUAUUUUUCUAUAAGUAAAAUUAAUUAAAUACAUUACUUCA